This is a messenger RNA of Grammomys surdaster, 5293 nucleotides long. RefSeq names its product nuclear receptor coactivator 7 (gene Ncoa7). The record is from RefSeq and is a predicted model, not a curated record. Gene Ontology annotation, cellular component: nucleus. NCBI's taxonomy places the organism in Eukaryota, Metazoa, Chordata, Mammalia, Rodentia, Muridae. The coding region runs from base 569 to 3382 and encodes 937 amino acids. Gene Ontology annotation, biological process: regulation of transcription by RNA polymerase II; response to oxidative stress. The transcript is spliced from 16 exons.
GGCUUCCAGCCUGCGGCUCCGAGGUCGCACCGGGGAGGCAAGAUGCCGCAGCUGCAGCCCGAACCGCUAAGGCGGGCCGCUGAGCUCCCGAGUCCCUGCCGCAGCAGACGAGCGCAGCGCACGCCCCAGCUCGGGCGGAGCUAGAGGCGGGCGCCGGGCGGGCGUCGCGCCACCGCAGCUCCCCGCCUUCCGCCCCGUGCGCGCCCGGUGCCCUGACCGUGGGUGCCGCUGCAGGCACCUGGGCGAGGCCUCGAGCAUCCCGGCGGCGGCUGCUCGGGCCAGAUCGGCACUCCGGAACCUCUCAGGAGCGCACCCCGCGGCUCCUGCAGCCUGCCUUGGCUCCUCCUCGCCGGGCGAUCCUCUCCCCCACCCGCCUCCGUCCUCUCCCUCCUCCCAUCCCGGAGGAUGCGCUCCCCAGCGCCAAGCGGCAGAGGCCAUGGCUCCCAGAAAUGCGAGCGCCUGAGCCACUUCGCCCCGACCUGCGGAGCCCGCGCCCCCGCCCAGUAGGAAUAUGACUCACUGAUUAAAAAGGACGUUUCCAAAUACUUUGCACUUUUAGCUGUGCAUUAUGGAUACCAAGGAAGAGAAGAAGGAACAGAAGGAACGGAAACAGAGUUAUUUCGCUCGACUAAAAAAGAAAAAACAAGCCAAACAAAAUGCAGAGAUCCUCUCAGCUGCAGCCACAAAGAGUCAUUCCGAGAAGGAUGAUGCUAAUUCAGUCAUUUUGGAACAAGACAAGUCCAAAGUCGCAGGAGAGGGGGACCACAGCACUGAUGAGAAAAAGAAGAGAAAAAAUAAUCAGUUAAAGGAAAUCAGGCGCACAGAGCUGAAGAGAUACUACAAUGUUGAUGACAAUCUAAGCAAAACUCAUGAUAAGAAAGAGAAGAAGAUGGUGGUGCAGAAGCCGCAGGGUACCAUGGAGUACACUGCCGGAAGCCAGGACACCCUCAACUCUGUUGCACUGAAGUUUAACGUCACUCCCAAUAAAUUAGUGGAACUGAAUAAACUCUUCACACACACAAUUGUUCCAGGCCAGGUCCUGUUUGUGCCAGAUGCCAACAUCCCUUCUAGUACCUUACGGCUCUCGUCAUCCACCCCUGGUGCUACAGUCUCCCCAUCAUCAUCAGAUGCAGAGUACGAUAAGUUGCCUGAUGCGGACUUAGCUAGAAAGGCCUUAAAACCCAUCGAGAGGGUCUUAUCAUCCACUUCUGAAGAGGAUGAGCCAGGUGUCGUAAAAUUCCUCAAGAUGAACUGUCGCUACUUCACGGAUGGAAAGGGUGUGGUUGGGGGUGUCAUGAUUGUCACUCCUAACAACAUCAUGUUUGACCCUCAUAAGUCUGAUCCCUUGGUGAUUGAAAACGGGUGUGAAGAAUAUGGUCUCAUCUGCCCCAUGGAAGAGGUGGUCUCCAUUGCCCUGUACAACGACAUUUCCCACAUGAAGAUCAAAGACGCUUUGCCAUCUGACCUACCUCGGGAUCUUUGUCCUCUGUACAGGCCUGGAGAAUGGGAGGACCUGGCUUCAGAGAAGGAUAUCAAUCCCUUCAGUAAAUUCAAGUCUAUCAACAAGGAAAAACGACAGCAGAACGGGGAGAGGACCCUUGCUUUAGAUGCCAAAUCAGUGGGCUCUUCUGAGGAGUCGAUGGAACGCACACGUAAGGAGCCCCCAGACGACUCUGAGUUGUGGAAAUUAAAGAAUCUGGAAUCUUCCAGGGGAACAGCCAGUGAGUCUCCCUCAGUGACUCACCUCAGCAAGGGACCUUCAAGCAUGCUUGCUGCCUUGGAAUCUACAGCCAAAGAAAACUGUCUUUUAGGAGAUGAGGACUUUGUUGACUUGGAAGAACUUUCUUCUCAAUCUGGGAGUGGGAUGGACAAAGGAGAUGCCCAAAAGAAAGAUGUGCCGCAAACAAUCACGUCUGCAAAGAAAGGGCGGCUGUGGCCAGCCCCGGACCUUCUGAGAACAGAGAGUGAUGCUGAGCUGAAGAGGACCCUAGAUUUAGAAACUGGUGAGAAGCAAGAUGAAGCGCCAGAAGUAGACAAACAGUCUGGAUCCCCAGAAAACUGGAGGGAAAGCUCGCUGAAUAUACAUGAAGAUCUAGAUAAAGUUAAACUCAUUGAAUUUUACCUAAAUAAAAACCAAGAAGGGUCACAGCUGUCAGAAAAUGUGCAGAAGUCAGAACCAUGUGAUUGCAAAAGUAUUGACCCAGGAGGAAUAGACAUCACACUUAGUAGCUCCCUUCCCCAAGCAGGUGGUUCCCCACCUGAGGGCAUCAAAGAGCCAGGGACACUCUGGGCAAAGGGGGGAGAAACUCUACCCCCAAAACUAGAUCCUAGUGGAGAAGAAACUGUAAUUAACAAUAAAGAGGCUCUGGAUUCUUUGGAAUCAUCUCUAGACAAGAUCUGUCAAGGUGCACAGAUGGAUAAUAAAUCUGAGAUUCAAUUAUGGCUGCUAAAGAGAAUUCAGGUACCCAUUGAAGAUAUACUUCCCUCAAAAGAAGAAAAGAGUAAGACCCCACCCAUGUUUCUGUGCAUCAAAGUGGGAAAGCCAAUGAGAAAAUCCUUUGCCAGUCACACCACCUCUAUGGUCCAGCAAUACAGCAAGAGAAGAAAGCAGCCUGAAUACUGGUUUGCUGUUCCUCGGGAGAGGGUGGAUCACUUGUACACCUUCUUUGUCCAGUGGUCUCCGGAUGUCUAUGGGAAAGAUGCCAAGGAGCAAGGCUUUGUGGUGGUGGAGAAGGAAGAGCUGAACAUGAUCGACAAUUUCUUCAGUGAGCCGACCACCAAGAGCUGGGAGAUUAUCACAGUUGAGGAGGCAAAACGCAGGAAGAGCACUUGCAGCUACUAUGAGGAGGAGGAAGAAGAGGAAGAGGGACUGCCCAUCCUGCAGCCGCACAGUGCGCUCCUGGAAAACAUGCACAUUGAACAGCUGGCCCGACGCCUUCCCGCCAGGGUCCAAGGCUAUCCAUGGAGACUGGCCUACAGCACAUUAGAGCAUGGAACAAGCUUGAAGACUCUCUACAGGAAGUCAGCCUCUCUAGAUAGUCCCGUUCUUUUGGUCAUCAAAGACAUGGAUAACCAGAUAUUUGGGGCAUAUGCAACUCAUCCCUUCAAGUUCAGUGACCACUAUUACGGCACAGGCGAAACGUUUCUCUACACCUUUAGUCCUAAUUUCAAGGUCUUUAAGUGGAGUGGAGAGAACUCAUAUUUUAUCAAUGGAGACAUAAGUUCUUUAGAACUCGGUGGUGGAGGGGGACGGUUUGGUCUGUGGCUAGAUGCUGAUUUAUAUCAUGGACGCAGCAACUCUUGCAGUACUUUUAAUAAUGAUAUCCUUUCGAAAAAAGAAGACUUCAUAGUUCAGGACCUAGAGGUAUGGACAUUUGAGUGAAAUUCAGGCUGCCUUAAGAUAAAACAUGGAAAAGACUGGAUUAGAUUAGCCCAUCUUUCUGGAAGAUAGGCCCCAGCCCUGGCUGCCUCAUCCCCACAGCAUUGCUUGCUUUCUGCUGUCAUCUCAGAGCGUCCUAACAACGCAGACAGAUUCUGGAAGAUGUCUUUGGAGGGCAGACACUGAAGACAGAAAUCUCAGUCCAGAUUGUAAGACUUUGUACCUCCACUGCUUUCAAACUCACACCAUGAGAAAUCAGAGUGUUUAUAGAUGAUGGGUUGAAUGCGAUUUUUAUUUUUGGUAACUGUGAAAAAAUAAGAUACUGUGGAAAUAUAUACCUGCCUUGUAUAUUUAUCAGCAUAACUUUACCAAAUGUAUACUUACUGUUUGCCAUAGAAAGCUGUAUCUGAUUUAGAGAAAUUGAAAGUAUAUAGCACUUAAAGGGAAUAUCUGAUUUUUUAAAGAAAACUUUUAUUUAUUAUUUUUAGUGUCUUGUCUAAAAUACAUUGAUUUUUUUUUCUUUUAAUGUGUCAAAUCCUAAAAUAAAGAAAUGUAUAUAUUUUGUGCUAUGUUUGGGAAACAAGUCUCUUUUGAUUUGUAUAGUUUUAUAUUCAUUUUUUUUGCCCUGAUUAUUUUAGGGUAAUAUAUCUUUAUUUAUUAAGAGUGUGUGUGUGUAUGUGUGUGUGUGUGUAUGUUUUCAAAAGCUCAUUAAUAAUGUUUUUUGAUCUGACGAUUGUAGACCAGCUUUUCAUUUAGUUUUUAAGGUACUCUCAGAAUACCCUAAGCAUUUGUGUGGAGCAGAAUAUGGCAUCUCUCACAGUUGUAAGUUGAUGUUAAUCAAAACACGGAUCUUUAUGAAUAUGAAUGUACAAGUCCUACUUCUACAAAGAGAAUGUUUGCUUCUUAUGAAAUUGUGUGAAUUGUGUAUUAAUAACAGACACUUAGUUUCUUAGUUUUUUUUCUUUCUUUUUUUACUUUGCAUUGUUUCUUUCCAGGUGUUUACAUUAAUGGUAGCCAUCUGUUUUAAAAAGAAGUGUUUAAUUUGUGCAUUUUUAAUGUCAGAUAAAAGAUAUCAAGUUGGACCAACUUUCUUGGUUUCUGGAAUCGUAUUGGAAAAAGAACAAUUCAAAGAAUUACAUUCAUAUCAUAGUUUAAAAAAAGAAAAUCUAUUUUUUUAAAUAUAAACUCAUUUUUGCUUCACAAGACAUCUUUUAUUUUAAAUAGUAAGAAAUAAAAGCAUUAAGGUUAUUGAUUGCCUCCAUUUUAUGAAAGCCAAAGACUACUGAUGGAAAAAAAAAAAAAGGAAUAGCCAAAGCUGAAAAGUAGUCUAUCACAAAUUAUUUCCCCAGUGAUUUUUUUGAAAGGAAAAUGAGCAAACCCUGUUUACAUAUCUGUUUAUGUUCAGAAUAUUUUCAAGUCUUUCUUCCAUUUUUAGAUUCCUCGUAAGAAAACACUGUCCAGUGGCCUCCCGUCAGGCUGAUGGUUACAUUCACUGCCAUUCCAUGCUAAUUUAAAGGAAUGCUAUAAAGUUUUAAAUCUGUAGACCAUAUACACUUUUCACCCAAGUUCUCCCAUUGAGGACUCUUGCUUUAAAAUACACAAUUUGACUUUGGUCUGCUCACACACAUGAGUUGGCGAGAUCCCAGGAAUGACGUGUGGUGAUUAUGUUCACCGUUUAUACCAUUUGUAACCAUAUGCUGUUAAUGAACAAGACGGUCACGUUGCCUCUAGAUUACUCUUACCUAGUUUAGUCCAUGAUGCUCUACUCGUGAGAGCAUAUCCAGAUGCUGUGUUCACUAUUUAAACAGUAUUGUCUGAACAGGAAUGUGUGACCCUUCAUUAUGGAUAUCAACUACAUGUAAUGCAGUGCUAUUCCAAUAUUUUCAAUAAAGGAAUUUGUGCAUUCAGUGUGCA